GUUGCGGAAUUUAAUUUGCCAAAGCCUAAACUGUGAGCUACCUAGUGUACCCACACAGGGCAGUGAGAUGACAUACCCUGUUCUCUGCAUUGGCUACCCACGUUGCUAGUUCAUGUGCAGAAGGAAAGCAGCUGCCUCCAGGCUUGUACUCUCUCUCUCCUGUGUAGCUGCUGCUCAUGUUAACUGUGAGAAAAAACUUGGGAAGUGCUAUGACUAUCGGCAAAAAAGAUGCUGGUCUGAAAUGCUUUCUGGCUUGUGCGGACCUAAUAAAAAUAGAAAAUGCUGCAUGCCUUGCUCUGAUUCGUGUAAAAUGGAUGAGCACCUGUGGUUUCUGUUCUACGAUCGAGACUGUUUAAACCACAGAGGGAUAUGUCAGUAUAGGAGCAAUUAUUGUUCUGGUUCAUAUGCCAACUAUAGAUGCGGGGGACCUCGAACGCGCCACUGUUGUUUGCUACCUCGGCCGCAUGGGAAGUAAUGACUCCCUAAAGACAUACACCUGGCAGAGGAAGAGCCAAGAAUAUAAACUUAACUCUCAGCCUCUGGAUACCAGCAAUAGAUCACAUUCCCUCCCUUCCCCAAAAUAACUACCGUUUGCCUUAUUCAUGCUUCAGCAUUCUCCAUUUCUUGAAUUUCAUGUAAUUUGGUUUAACUACAUUAUUAGAGGGUUUCCUGUUUUUACAUUCAGCUGUGCUCCAGACUGUAACCCUGUGGCUUUUCCUGAUGUUAACUCUGAAGGUGUAUCAUAUCUAGGACGUAAAAUGAAAUAAACUUAUGUAACUGAGCAGGAAGUGUCCCAUUUUCUGGUGAGACACAGAAGAACAUUUCCUGGAACACUAAUAAGGUUCUAUUUGCUCACAACUUUUCCAAAAUAAGGUUGAUUACUCAGUGGUCACCUUGUGAAAUACACAAUUGUCCAACUAUCUGAUUUCCUUCCCAAAACUGAGGCGUGUGUUUGUCUUCAGGCCUGCCUAAGUAGCUUUACAGAUUACCUGGGAUUUUCUUCCCACCUUCCAUCCAAUUAUCUUUCUGAAAUCAGGAAUUUAGCUACAGACUGAUGAGGAAUGCAAAAAAAAUAUCUGCAAUUUGUCCUUGAAUUCUCCCCUUUUUUAUUUUUAAACCCAUUGUUGUUAAAAAUACUGCAGACAAGUUAAUUGCACUGCAGACUCCAAAACCACAUAAUUACUUUUGCUGAAGGUUUAGGUGUUUCCACAAUAUUUAUUAUCUGCCCUGCGGGGACGCCCCCAAGAGAAGGUUCUGUUCCAGCUGGUAUUUGGCUUUACAGAUUAAGUUCUCAACCAAGAGAACAGAUUCCUCUUAAAUUUCUCCAAUAAUGUUUGAUUGGCUGGGAACUUAGACACAACCUCUUUUGGAAUGCAUAAAUAGAAAGCAAAGUAUUUUAGACCCUUCACUUGAAACCACAACUCUGGUGACACAGACAAAGAUGCUCUUAGUCAGAGUAAUCAUUGUAGCUACCUUGAUUUCAUCUGUUGCUGCAGGACCAUGGGGACAGAUAUGUGCUGGGAAUCCUACGAACAAAGCAAGGGGCUGUGAUGGAUAUGGCUGUGGAUAUUAUACAGCUCCAAGAAAGGACGGUAGAAGAAAGCACCUAGGGGUGGAUGUUAUAUGCAGAGAUGGCUCAACAGUGUAUGCUCCUUUCAGUGGCAUGAUUGAGAGACGAAUUAACCCCCAUGGAGGGAGAAGUGUCAUUGAUAAUGGUGUCCAACUUCAUGGAUCAGGUUUCUGUGUCCAGAUGUUCUAUAUCAGGCCUGUUAAAUACAGAGGUCGGAUCAACAAGGGACAAACAAUUGGAGAAAUGAUGCCAAUGCAAAGAGUAUAUCCUGGUAUAACAUCUCAUGUUCAUGUCCAGAAAUGUAACCGCUUUAAUGUCACUCGCUACUUAUAAAUGGAAAUGUAUAUUAAAUGGAAAUGCACAAAAUCCCAAAUAAAAUCAUUUGAGCAAACAAAA
Messenger RNA from Dermochelys coriacea (leatherback sea turtle), 1966 nucleotides. RefSeq names its product leukocyte cell derived chemotaxin 2 (gene LECT2). The record is from RefSeq and is a predicted model, not a curated record. Bases 1442 to 1903 code for a protein of 153 amino acids. The transcript is spliced from 7 exons. Lineage: Eukaryota; Metazoa; Chordata; Testudines; Dermochelyidae.